AUGGCCUUGACUUUCGAGCAAUCCAAGAUUGUGCGGGGAUCUAUUCCCAUGCUCAAGGAGCAGGGUGAGAGAAUCACUGGCCUCUUCUACUCUACCAUGAUCACUGCACAUCCCGAACUCAGGAACAUGUUCAACCUCGUCAACCAGGCCAACCGCCGCCAGCCUCGCGCCCUCUGCUCCGUCAUCCUCGCCUUCGCCUCCAACCUGAGCCACACCCACGAGCUCAUCCCCAAGCUCGAGCGCGUCUGUCACAAGCACUGCUCCCUCGGUAUCCGCCCAGAGCACUAUGACAUCGUCGGCAAGUACCUCCUCCAAGCCUUUGCGGAGGUUCUCGGAUCUGGAUGGACACCUCAGCUACACGGUGCCUGGUCCAAGGCAUAUUCCAUCCUUGCUCGCAUGCUCAUCGGUCGGGAGGUCUCCCUCUACAAGGACUUUGGCGAGUGGCAAGGCUGGCGCAGCUUCCGUAUCCAUAAGAAAAUUGCAGAGACGGAGGACAUCUACUCCUUCUACCUCGUACCUUCUGAUGGAGGCAGCCUGCCUUCCUUCGUCCCAGGCCAGUAUAUUUCUCUCCGUAUCAUGAUCCCAGGCAAGGGUCAUCUCCAGCCCCGUCAGUACUCUCUCUCCGAGACCCCCCGGCCAGACUACUACCGGAUCAGCGUCAAGCGGGAUAGGGGCGUCCAGGUCGGCAAGGGCGUUGAUGCCUUCCAGCUACGACCGGGCAUGGUCUCCAACGAGCUCAUUGACGACUACGCCGCCGGCGACACUGUAGAGGUCACUCACCCGGCCGGUGACUUCAACUUUGACACACAGUGUUACAGCACCAUGCCCGUCGUCCUCAUCUCCGCCGGCUCCGGCGUCUCCCCAUUGACCUCUAUCCUCAACACCAUCGUCGACAACCAACCCGAUCGCCCCAUCAGCUGGAUCCACUGCUCCGCCCGCAGAGCUCCCUUCGAGGACCACGUCCGCUCCAUCGCGAGGGGCAGGCCCAACUUCGCCAUGCGCUUCUUCCGCAGCAAGGUCGCCGAGGUCGACUACCGCAGCGGCACCGCCCGCGGCGAGGGCCUCAGGAUGGACCUCGAGCGCAUCGACCGCGAGCAGCUCCAUCUCGACCACGGCGCCGCAGAGUACUACAUCUCCGGGCCCGAGGCCUUCAGCUUCGACAUGUCCAAGUUCCUCAGGGGCCAGGGCGUCGACCCGCAGCGAAUCAGGAACGAGUGGUUCACAACCGGUGAGGUUGCAUAG
This is a messenger RNA of Clonostachys rhizophaga, 1242 nucleotides long. The record is from the annotation of a GenBank genome assembly. Lineage: Eukaryota; Fungi; Ascomycota; Sordariomycetes; Hypocreales; Bionectriaceae.